AUGGCAACCGUUGUUGUUCAGCAGGCGCUGCGCCAUUCGACCCCUCCCCCAUCACCCAUCCCAUCCGCCAUCUCCGUCAAUCGACGACCGAGCCCGAUUCCAACCAGACAUCUGCCCGUGUGCCCAACAGGCCCCUCGCCUGCCGAUUCACGGGAGACGCCUGCACAAUGCACCUCCAAUGAUCAGACAUCUUCUCUUCUCUACCCGGCAGAUGGUUUUGUGCGCAUUUCCUCUCCGCCGGCACCUAAUAUCUAUGCUAUCGAUGCCGAAACCCUGUCUUCAGCGCUCGAUCACCUGGCAGCGCAGCCAUUGCCCGAUCCAUCGCAGAUGUUCCCCUGGCUGCAUGGUCUUCACCCGGAUAAUCAUCUACAGUUGGGCUUCUUCUCAGGCCGUAGGAAAUCACUGCGCCGGCCACCGAAAUGCUGGCGCGGUAUCACCGUGGUCAAACUGGGUGGAGAUUUGAGUAAGGCGCGCCUCAAAGGGGCCGUCGCUCCCAACGAAGUCAUCUCACCCACGUCGCGGUUCUUGAUGGCCGACCCUCCGGACGGUUUCUCUGUUCGAAACUUCCAAAUCCAGACUGCCAAGCUCGCGCAUCUGUCAGAUAUUGUGGUCUAUGCCGAUGACCACGCCAGCAAGUCGGAGCUUCUUGCCCUAGCAGAGGACUUCGCGAUGGCCCAGCAGGCCUGGCGCAUGAAGAACGAUCCCAUGCAUGAACGCCCACCCUACAACACCUUUGUAGUCACGAGCUCCUUCCACCACAUUGAAAAGAAGCGCCCGCAACUGGUUGCUAUCAACGCGGAUGGCGUACUUACCGGGCGGGUCUUGGACUUUUCUCAACAAGAACGCCUGGAGAUGUGCAGCAUGUCUCGCGCAUCGGAGAUCUCAAAGAAUGUUUGGCUCGGACCAACUCCUGAUUACAUGUUGCGACCUGACGCUUGCGAAGAGCCCGAAACAUAUCCCUAUGAUCUGAUGAUCGAGGCAAGCGAUCUCGCCAGUAUUCCCGGGCCCCGUUACUUGGCCACUGUCGAUGCGAAGCUGGAAAAAGGACCGCAGCGAAUUGAUUUCCCUUCAUCGGGCUCCAUUGUCCUCCCAUCAGGCAACACCCGCGAAGUCGAAGACUUGGUCGCCACCGUCCGAUGGAUGUAUUACCUCACUCAUCCAGAUCCGCAUGAGGUGGCUGACCGUGAUGGCGACAUCGCCAUGACCCAUCCCGGGAAGAAGCCUCGUCGAAUCUACAUCCAUUGCGCAGACGGCUAUACCGAGACCUCCGUGCUGGCAGUUGCUUAUUUCAUGUUCGCCGAAGCUGUUCCUGUGCACGAAGCUUGGCUUCGUCUGCAUCGUGAAAAAGGCCGGAACUUCUUCGCCUACCCGACGGACGUUGCGUUUCUAAGCCAUAUUCAGUCCCGUCUUUUGCAAGAAAGUCCGACAAAUCACAACAUUGACACCUCCGAGAUUUGGGAUCCAAACUGGUUCUUGAAGAUGGAUGGAUCUUUGCCCAGUCGUAUUCUCCCGUACCUUUACCUGGGUAACCUCAAUCACGCCAACAACCCGGAUUUGUUGCGGGAACUUGGAAUCCGACGCGUUUUGAGCAUCGGAGAGCCUGUGUCGUGGACCGACGAAACCCGUGCCAAAUGGGGCAAAGAGAACCUCAUGUACAUCGACAAUGUUCAAGAUAACGGUAUUGAUCCGCUCUGGCACGAGAUCGACAGGUGUCUGGAAUUCCUCGAACAUGACAAAGAAGAAGGCAAAGCUACCCUGGUUCACUGCCGCGUUGGAGUUUCCCGAUCCGCCAGCAUCUGCAUCGCCGAGGUGAUGAAAAUCAAAGGUCUCUCCUUCCCUCGCGCAUAUUGCUUUGUGCGAGCUAGACGUCUCAACGUGAUUAUCCAGCCCCAUCUCCGCUUUGUCUAUGAACUCCUCCAAUGGGAAGAAGAUCAAAUGAAAAAACGAGGCUGCCUGAAACGCGAACUUGAAUGGCCAACUGUCGCCCGCGAGAUCGCCCUCCUCAACAAACCUUACUCUCGAUCCUAG
Messenger RNA from Penicillium maclennaniae, 2028 nucleotides. RefSeq names its product tyrosine/serine/threonine protein phosphatase PPS1 (gene pps1). NCBI's taxonomy places the organism in Eukaryota, Fungi, Ascomycota, Eurotiomycetes, Eurotiales, Aspergillaceae. Gene Ontology annotation, molecular function: protein tyrosine/serine/threonine phosphatase activity. Gene Ontology annotation, biological process: nuclear DNA replication; protein dephosphorylation. The record is from RefSeq and is a predicted model, not a curated record. The transcript is spliced from 4 exons. The coding region runs from base 1 to 2028 and encodes 675 amino acids.